Molecule: messenger RNA, 4552 nt
Organism: Aptenodytes forsteri (emperor penguin)
Lineage: Eukaryota; Metazoa; Chordata; Aves; Sphenisciformes; Spheniscidae
Gene: RNF144B
Product: ring finger protein 144B
Exons: 8
Coding region: 322-1233 (303 amino acids)
Biological process (GO): ubiquitin-dependent protein catabolic process; positive regulation of proteasomal ubiquitin-dependent protein catabolic process; protein polyubiquitination
Cellular component (GO): mitochondrial membrane; ubiquitin ligase complex; cytoplasm
Molecular function (GO): ubiquitin conjugating enzyme binding; ubiquitin protein ligase activity; zinc ion binding
Source: RefSeq, a predicted model, not a curated record
CACAGCUACUGCAUACAAGCUGUGACGUGCUUUUAAGAUAUAAUGGCAGCAUGCUCUUAAUAGCAGGGAGGGGAUGACUUAUCAGAGUGGCAAAGGGGCUGGGAGGCAAGUCCUGCUGCAGUCCUAAAAAGUGUACAGCUGUCAGAUACCCAGAGAAGAGGAAGGGUGUGCGAGAGCAACCGUUCCUGGUUGCGAGCUUCAGGGGUUUGUGACAUCGUGGUUCUUGGGAACGCUGGAAUCUGAGUGCAGCUACUGAAAAGUCACACAGCUGGCAGUGAAUGCUACUCUCCUUUCAAGGCUGAGUGGACGAUUAGUGAGCGGAUGGGCUCUGCUGGGAAGGCUUGUCCUCACACCAUGACAGCUGACGAGUCAGAAGCUGGAGAGUUAGCUCUGGAGCCCCUGCUCACUUGCAAGCUAUGUCUCUGUGAAUACUCCUUGGAUAAGAUGACCACUCUUCAGGAAUGCAGCUGCAUCUUUUGUACAUCGUGCCUAAAACAGUACAUGCAGCUGGCAAUUCAAGAAGGUUGUGGUUCUCCUAUCACGUGUCCAGACAUGGUAUGCUUGAACCAUGGGACCCUACAAGAAGCAGAGAUUGCCUGUUUGGUGCCUGUUGACCAGUUUCAGUUAUACAAGAGGCUGAAGUUUGAACGAGAAGUCCACUUGGACCCCCAGAGGACAUGGUGCCCUGCAGCCGACUGCCAAACGGUGUGCCAUAUUGCACUGAGCGAGUCGGGAGCGCUGGUGCCGGUGGAGUGCCCGGCUUGCCGCCUGAAGUUCUGCUCCUCUUGCAAGGAGGCAUGGCACCCGCAGCGCCUGUGCCAGGAAAACCAAACUACUCCAGUACCAACUGAGCAGGGUUCACUUAUUGGAACGGAGACAGAGGCACCAAUUAAGCAGUGCCCAGUUUGUCGGAUCUAUAUUGAACGGAACGAGGGCUGUGCUCAGAUGAUGUGCAAGAACUGCAAGCACACAUUUUGCUGGUACUGUCUACAGAACUUGGAUAACGAUAUCUUCUUAAGACAUUAUGACAGAGGCCCUUGCAGAAACAAGUUGGGCCACUCGCGGGCUUCUGUGAUGUGGAACAGAACGCAGGUUGUGGGGAUCCUUGUUGGACUAGGUAUCAUAGCAUUGGUGACCUCUCCCUUGCUGCUUGUGGCAUCUCCAUGCAUCAUCUGCUGCAUUUGCAAAUCUUGCCGAAGCAAAAAGAAAAAACACAGCCCGCCAACAACCUAAAACUUCGUGUCUCUUUGAGCCUCCAUCUGUACAGCAUAUGUAUGUGAGAAAGCACAAUGGUUGUAUUUUGGUGCCAUACCUACCAAAUAAUACUCCCUUUUCUUGCCAAUUCUUGGGAUAAGUGCCUAUUCUUUACAGGCUACUCUAUCACUAACAAGUCCCAGCAUGGGAAAAGUCUAGAUGAUUGUGCAGUACAUAUGAUAUAGGUUUUUGCUUUCUAAAAGGAAAACAGGACACCGUUCAGUAGUUCAUAUCCUUAAAUAUGAGCCACCUUUUGAGACUGCUAGAACUUUACCAUCUUCCAUCAGCUGCACGUGACUUGAUCCUGCAGUAUUACUCUGCCUUCGCAGACCCAGUCGUUACUGUCAUGCUUUCUGUUGGUUCUCGGUGACACUCAGAUUUCUUAGAAAGUUUUGGGUAUUCUGUAAAAGGGGGAGAGGGAAAAGCCUGAUGAAGUUCUUCUGCCUGCUAGCUUGUCUCCCGUUAAAGGUAACAAACUGUUAAGAAAAUAUAUUUGACAGUUUCCUGUCAACUGGCUGCCAUGGCAUUUCUUUCAGCAUUGAAAUCUAUUUGAUUUAUACUAUUGAUCUCAAUUAUAGAAGUAAAACCAACAAAACUAUUUCUAACUAAGAUUCUCUCUUCUGAGAGACAGGACUACCUUGAGAAAGCUAUUAUUUUUUCAGAUCAAACAUGACAUAUCUACCUUGAAAUAUCAGGAGUAUGCAUAUUUCCCUGCCAUUGGGCAUGCCUGUUGUCAGUAACAUGGGUGUAGCAAACUCACCAUGAAGCUAAUAUUUUAAGAAAGGCCAUGAUACAGUCCCUAUUUUCUGUGCAGUAUUGGGAUCUUGGUUGUGCAUAUAUAGAGUGGCCGUAUGGGUGUGGAUAUACCGAGCACAUAUGCACAAUUUAUUUUCUAGGCAGUCAGUAUAUUUUUUCAACAGUUUACAUGGGGUGGCAGCAAGAACCCUGUUAAAAAGUUACUCAGAUCAGGCUAAGCCAAACCCUCCUUUAAAACCUUACAGACCUGCUGAAGUGAAUACUUGAGAAAUGCUGUGUAAAUGUAAGCUCCAUCCAUUGGCGGGUAUUUCUUCUGUCCCGCCCAAGGUUAACAAACUCUGUUACCGAUAAUUUUUAGUUACUCUAAAUCUGAAAGGCUGUCAUUUAAUGAACCCUUCAUUUUAAUUUGGUGCCUCACCACCAAACUAAUUCAGACCCUGGUAUCAGUUACACCUGUAUAAGUUCGCUGAAACCUCACUGAAGAGCUGGAGUUACUCCAGGCUCACUCAGGAGUAGCUGAGAUCAGACCCUGCUUCCUGGAAUUUAUUUCCUUGAUGGCUGGUGCUCCUCACAACCCUGGCCGGUGGUGGCUUUUGUUCUGGACUCCCAUCUGUGCAUUUUAUAUCUGUGGGAAUUGAUACGAGUUUGCACUAUAUAAUCUGUUGUAAUUCCAAACCCCUUUCGGUAAGGGCUGCAAGGUUUAAAUGAGAUGCUCAGCCUGAGCGUUGUGUCGAGCUCACCCUCUGCCGGUCUGCCCUCCGCCAUGCACACAGUGUGAGGCACCCGAAGAGUGCUGUGAAGAGCGUCUUUGCUGUUGCAUUUGGCCGAGCCUCAGGAACUUUGCCUUCUUGGCAGCCAUAAAUGUGACCUUUUUCUUUGUUCACGCUCUGGUUACUAUAACAGAACUGGUAGAUGUUCUUAUUUUAAGAAAGUGUAGUCUGUUGAGCAGACUAGCAGGGACAAAAGCCUUAAAUGAUAUUGUCUGUUUUACUUUCUAAUUGAUUUCUUUUAUAAAUACUGUCUGCCUUUGCUACCAGUUGUGACUGGAGGGCAGGCAGUGUGCUCGCCAAUGUGAAAAGCUAUAUUUAUUCUCCAUCCACAGCUUCGAAGGGAAGCAGAAAGGUAGUCAGUACAUUCUAAAUACAGAGUGCAAUGCAGGCAACUGCCAUUUAUAAUAAAUAGAGAAUGUUUUCUUUAUGUGUUUUCUUUAAGAGCGGUAAUGGUAGUGCUUGGGGGUACUUGUGACAUUUUAAAGUGUCCAGCCCUUGGCUUUUCACUAUUUUUCUACCUACGUUUUUAUGGCACUACUGUCAUUUCCAUUUUAUUUAUGAACUUGCAAUUGAGAGUCUUAUUUAACAAAGCCUCAAGGACAAAGAUACAGGAGCUGUACAGUCUUUUUAACCAUAACCAGCAUUGCAAUGUACCAAUAUCCUUUGCAUGUUAAAAUUUGUGUUUUUUUCAUGUUUUGUGGCCUUACCUAUGUCCAGUGCACCCUCUGCUAGUCCGGUUUCUUUCCUUGUCCUCUCCCUCUUUCCCUUGGCCUGUUUUUGCUAAAAUGCCUAAUGGAAUGAAGGUGUCUCAGUUUUUUUCAUUAAUACUGCUGUGUUAAUGAAACUGCCAAGUUCUUCCCUCUGUUAAAGAAAUACAACUGAAGGCAGUUGUCUUGCCCAGAAUAAACUAAUGGACACAAGGUCACCAUUUGUAUUGUAAUACAGAUUUGACCUUUUUCGGUUCUUUAAAUGUUGUCUAAAGUUAAUGCAGAUCUCUCCAUGGAGUGGGAAUUUGCUUAAAUGGUUUGAAGGAUAAUGUUUUAUAAAAGCAUUGCACACGUGCAUAGCUGUAAAGUCUGGGAAAACAACACUAUUCAGUUUAUUUUUAACUCCUCAGUCUGAGUGCAGGGUAACUUCUUUCAGAGGCUAAUACCUACAGAACAGAAGGGAGGUGUGCCUUUUCCGUGUGCACAUUUUAUUGCCGGUGCUAGUUUAGGUGCCUGGUGGGGGUACCAACAGUGGUAGAAAUUCAGCAUGCAGGUGUUAGCACAACCUGACAGCCAGAAUGCCAGUCCAGGCAUCUAAGGAGCCUGUAUGCAGAUUGGUAGCAGUGGCCCAGGCUUUAGCUGGGGGUCUUUACAUAAAAGCUGGAUAAGGAGAGCAUGAGCUACAGGAACACCUUCCUUUGGCCGUGUAGAUGCAACAAAUUGACCAAGAAAGAAGCUCUAGAAAUACUUUAGAGCUUAAAAUAGAAGUCUUCCAAAGAUUAUUUUGUUUAAAAAGCAGUGUCCAGUGCACCAUGUAUCCUGGCUUUUCAUUGCAUGGGGAUACUUGAGCACGUGCAUUAGGUAGACCCUGACCUGGCCAGCACAUGAGGACGCACUAAUUCUGCCGAGUAAGAGCUGUACCUGUGCUGAAGUGCUGGGAGCAGUAGGGCCCUGUUGCCUUGUUUUCCAGAAGGCAGCUAUUUUGCACCAACUGAUCAUGUUCACAGAGUUCCCAGAGAACCAUUUUAGUGAGAACCUUUUUACAGUGUUUGUUUUUUGUUUGUU